Messenger RNA from Trichoderma harzianum CBS 226.95, 1730 nucleotides. RefSeq lists its product as hypothetical. Gene Ontology annotation, molecular function: pyridoxal phosphate binding; aromatic-amino-acid:2-oxoglutarate transaminase activity; L-2-aminoadipate:2-oxoglutarate transaminase activity. Gene Ontology annotation, biological process: aromatic amino acid catabolic process; L-tyrosine biosynthetic process. The coding region runs from base 1 to 1590 and encodes 529 amino acids. NCBI's taxonomy places the organism in Eukaryota, Fungi, Ascomycota, Sordariomycetes, Hypocreales, Hypocreaceae. The transcript is spliced from 3 exons. The record is from RefSeq and is a predicted model, not a curated record.
AUGAGUGGAUCCAGGAGCCCGAUCUCCAUCCGAAGAGAAGACCAAUCCCAGCUGCUCAACGAGGAGUGGCCGCGUCAAGCAGCUCCGAACAAUUCAAAACCAAGAGCAGCAAGCACAAGCCCCAGGCCAGACGAUGGCAUCCUAAGUUACCGGAAAGCAGACUGCUUCUUCCCAACAUUUCAGCCGACUAACCUCCUUUCUCCGGUAGCAUACAUCAGUGCAGAGUCGGCGAAUCGCACAGGAUCAACUCUCAAGAAGGCUGUGGAGCAUCUUUCCAAUCCAAACACCAUCUCACUGGGGGGUGGUAUUCCUCUCAGUGACUUUUUUCCGAUUGACGGAAUUAGCCUGAGACCAAGUUCAUUCGACAAUGUCGAGACGAGGGAGAAGACGUCCUCCCAAACGACACUGCAUGCUACCAAGCACGAUAUUGCCGAUGAUACCAGCGUAUACGAUCUCUCCGUCGCUUUGAAUUAUUGCCCAGGCUAUGGAUCAGCUCAAUUCAUGCGAUGGAUUAUAGAGCACACAGAAAUUGUUCACGAUCCACCUUACGCUGACUGGCAAUGCUCCAUGACAAUUGGCAACACCUCGGCGUUUGACAUGUGCUUGAGAAUGUUGACAGAGCCAGGUGACUGUAUUUUAGCCGACAAAUAUACAUACUCAUCCUCGGUCGAGACUGCUAUGCCGUUGGGAGUCAAGUGCCGUUGGGAGUCAAGUUCAUCGGAGUCGACAUGGAUUGCGAGGUGGAAUCCUGCGGAACAUAACAACGCACGAAAGCCGUCGCUUUUAUACGUAAUCCCGACUGGCCAAAACCCUACCGGUACCACUCAAAGCCUCCAACGCCGCAAGGCAAUCUACAGAGUGGCCCAGAAGCAUGACUUGAUCAUUCUCGAGGAUGAUCCGUAUUACUUCCUGCAGAUGGAUGAAUACGGCUCUACUGCGUCUGAGAUUCAGUCACCUGUCGAAUUUUUUAAGAGGCUUGUCCCUUCAUAUCUGCGCUUAGAUAUUGAUGGACGGGUCAUGCGCAUGGAUUCUUUUAGCAAAGUUGUCAGCCCUGGGGCUCGUCUGGGCUGGAUUACAGCGCCUGCGCAGCUCAUUGAGCGAUACAAGAGCCACAGCGAUGUUUCAACCCAGAGCCCUUCCGGUCUGAGCCAGUUAGUAUUUUUCAAACUCCUAGAUGAGCAUUGGGGACAUGAAGGCUACACAAGGUGGUUGAUGCACUUGCGCAAACAGUACACUAUGAGAAGAGACUUCAUUUUGUCUGCUUGCGAACGUUACCUGCCAAGACAAAUUGUUAGCUGGGAGCCAGCCAAUGCAGGCAUGUUUCAAUGGCUCAAGGUAGACUGGGAACAGCAUCCCAAUGCUAAAGACAAGAUAGCCGACCUCAUUGAAGAGGAAAUCUGGCUAGAAAGCAUCUCAGCUGGAGCAUUAGUUGGUCGCGGCUCCUGGUUCCGUUCAUCGAAAGACGUGCCCUGUAACGAAGUAUUCUAUCGGACCACCUUUGCCGCAGCUCCGCUGCCCAAGAUUGAAGAGGCUAUCAAGCGCUUCGGUGAAGCAAUACACAAGGUGUUUGAACUGAAAGAGAAGAGUUGAAUAACAAUAGGCGCUCCAAUAAGAGCGAGGCCCCCCACCCGACUGGCAGCGUUACUGCUAUGCAUAGCAACAAUUUCACGUCUGGAGUUUGUAUAAGAAAAGUUUUGGCAUAUCCUACAUUUAAUUUGAAGAAAAUUUAC